UGUGAUGUUUCAUUGUUGGUCCCAUAAAUAUCUCUAUCAAUUUUCCUCAGCGGCUAUUGAUCAAAAUAUCUUUGUUCAAUAUGUAAACUUAAAUGACCUAGGAAGCUUACAGGAUAUAACCUAUGACUAUCUGCGCUUGCAGAAACCCAAAAUUGCUGUCUUUUUGGAUUUAAAUUGCAAUGGCAGUCAGAGUGUGAUUAAACAGACCAGUCGAAUAAAUUUCUUCAAUCAACAUUACCACUGGCUUGUCUACGAUCACUUUUCGAAUAUGAAUCGCUUCUAUGAGACAUUUAAAAAAGUCAAUCUUUCAGUGGACACGGAUAUGACCUACAUGCUGCCCAGGGAAGAGCAAAUGAACGAUAAGAACUCCCAAGUCUUUAUAGCUUUUGAUGUUUAUAGUAAUGGCAGAUUGAUAGGAGGUCAAUUGAAUAUAACCUCCAACUAUGAAGUGCGGUGUCAUCCUGAAGGUUGCUACAAAUCUAAAUACCUAUCGGAUUUACAUAAACGGAGCGUGUCGGGGAAUCGAGAAUCUCUGAGGGAUGUUACCAUGAGGGUUGCAGUGGUGGUGACCAGAUUUGAUUUGAAAGCUUCGCCUGAGGAUAUUAAUAAGUUUCUAAUGACACAAGCGGAUUUUCACAUUGACCCUUUGGCUCGUUUGGGAUUUCAGGUGUUAAUACUUUUAAGGGAAUCUUUGUAUACAAACGUCACCUAUGAAUAUUUUGAUCGCUGGACCGAUGUGGAAUAUACCGGUGGCAUUGUGGGCUCUUUGGUUAAUGAGACAGCAGAUUUGACCUCAGCGCCCUUUUUUAUGACAGCCAAUCGUUUUCGUUUUCUCUCGGCCAUUGCACCAACGGGUGAUUUUCGUUCAGUGUGUAUGUUCAGGACCCCUAGGAAUUCGGGCAUGCAUGGUGGAGUGUUUCUGGAACCUUUUAGCACUCGGGUAUGGAUAUUAUUUGGAUGUAUACUUUGCUUGACUGCAGUUUUCUUGUGGUUGGCUUUCUAUGUGGAAUAUCAUCGCUUGGAAGAUUAUGUAGUGUCAUUUAUGCCAUCUCUGCUGACAGCGGGAUUGAUUAGUUUUGGCUCAGCCUGUGCUCAAAGUAGUUUUCUUAUACCCAGAUCCUGGGGUGGGAGAGUGGUUUUUAUUUCGCUAUCCCUAAUAACAUUCAUCAUGUACAACUAUUAUACAUCGGUGGUGGUGUCCUCUUUAUUGGGUUCUCCCGUCAAAUCAAAAAUUAAGACUUUGGAGCAAUUGGCCAAUUCAGAUUUGGAAGUUGGUUUGGAACCUUUGCCCUACACCUACACCUAUUUAAAUUUCUCCUCUAAUCCUGAUGUCCAACAAUUUGUCCGCAAUAAAAUUUUGGUGAAAAAAGAUAUUCAAAGCCUUUGGUAUUCAGCCAAUGAGGGUAUUGAGAAAAUGCGCCGCAAACCAGGAUUUGUCUUUGUUUUUGAAACUUCCACAGGCUAUAAUUUAAUUGAGCGCCAAUAUGAUGCCCAUGAGAUAUGUGGUUUGAAUGAGAUUCUAUUUCGCUCCGACACCCUAUUGGCCACCCAUUUGCAUAAGAACUCAAGCUACAAGGAGAUUGUAAGGCUCAAAAUAAUGCGUAUCCUGGAAACUGGUGUCCAUUCCAAACAUCGUCGCCAAUGGGUACGAACCCACUUGAAUUGUUUAUCCAGUAAUUUUGUCAUUAAUGUGGGUCUUGAGUAUAUGGCUCCUCUAUUUCUUAUGCUGGUUUGUGGUUAUGGUUUCGCGUUUGUGUUGCUGUUGUUGGAAAUGUUAUGGAAGCGUUGGGAGUCAAAGGGACAAAGACAUUAAACCAAAUUAUAAAGAAACAAAAAAGUAGAACUUUACACAAAGCACUUAGUUGCAAAGAAUAAUAUGUAAAUGUAUG
Messenger RNA from Stomoxys calcitrans (stable fly), 1889 nucleotides. RefSeq names its product ionotropic receptor 75a-like. Gene Ontology annotation, cellular component: membrane. The transcript is spliced from 7 exons. Gene Ontology annotation, molecular function: ligand-gated monoatomic ion channel activity. The record is from RefSeq and is a predicted model, not a curated record. Bases 5 to 1813 code for a protein of 602 amino acids. Lineage: Eukaryota; Metazoa; Arthropoda; Insecta; Diptera; Muscidae.